Messenger RNA from Panthera uncia (snow leopard), 7123 nucleotides. RefSeq names its product CD109 molecule (gene CD109). NCBI's taxonomy places the organism in Eukaryota, Metazoa, Chordata, Mammalia, Carnivora, Felidae. The record is from RefSeq and is a predicted model, not a curated record. Gene Ontology annotation, molecular function: endopeptidase inhibitor activity. Bases 2387 to 6727 code for a protein of 1446 amino acids. Gene Ontology annotation, cellular component: extracellular region. The transcript has 37 exons.
UACAUCUGGAAUGGGCCUGAGAUUCUGUAUUGCUAAGAAGCAAUGAAUAACAAGUUUAUAGAAGACUUGGAAUAAGGAUUCCAACAUAUAUGAAAAAUUUCAAACCAGAAGAGGCCUCCCCCGUUUUAAAAAAUAUGCUUUUUAUUUUAAGAGUUUUAGGUUUAUAGGAAAGUUGCAGAGAUAGUACACAUUAUUCGCCAUAGCCAAGAUCUAGAAACAACCUAAGGAGCCAUCAACAGAGAAAUGGAUAAAGAAAAUGUGAUAUGUAACAUAUAUAAAAUGGAAUAUUGAAGCCAUCCUCCCAGCUAAAGCCCAAGAAUUCUUGAUGAAGUAUCCAGUGGUCCUGAUCCAUGGGUUGUGCCUAGCUAAUUUAAAAAGAAAAGGAGGGUCACCUGUGUGGCUCAGUCAGUUGAGCGUCUGACUCUAGAUUUCAGUUCAGGUUAUGAUCCCAGAGUCCUGGGAUCGAGCCUUGCGUCGAGCCUUGUGAUAGGCCCCGCGGAGCUGCCAUACCAUGUUUCACAGUGGCUGCACCAUUUAACACUCCUACCAACAAUGCACAAUGCACCUUUCAACAAAGGUCUUCUUGGAAUGCAACAUUUGGAGUCCCUCUUACAUCUGCUUGCCUCUAGAACAAAGCUGAACUUGUUGAUCCAUCCCCGUGAAGUGAAGCUUGAAAAGAAUUCUCUCCAUGUUCCCAAAUCCCUUUUUAAGUCAAAGUGCCUCCAAAUUGCCUCUCCUUGUAGACCUUCUGUGACCCACAGUAUACUGGAGAAAAGCAGAAUCUCAGUCCCCAUCCCAGAAAUAGCGCUUGCAUUUUCAUGUGGUUCUCAUACGUGUUAGAGUUUGAGAAGCACGGAUUUAGAGCUCCAGGCUUGGCUCACACUUGACCCCGGUCCUCCUCGCUGAACAACAGAGGUAAGGAGACUAGACCAGCGGUAAUAGUUAUGUUAGGGACAGGAUCUCUACCCAAGGAUCCACUCAGACACUUUUCACUAUCCUCAAGCCCUGCCUGCACAGGAAGCCGGCCACUAAAGAUAGACUGCCUGUGGGAGACAUAGGAACAUAAGGGACCUCUGCUAGCUGUGCAGCAGGGUGAAAAAGGGUGGAACAGGAAAAGGAGGAAGGCAAGUUCCUGGAUUCCAAAAACCACAGUUUGUCUAGGUGCUACUUUCUCCCUUAUUUAGCACAUAACUUUGUCAUAUGACAUCCCUUUGCUGACCUCUUUUCCUUUUGCAUUUUACCCCGCAUUCAAAAGUCACCAUCUAAAACUUUUCUCCAUGGGUUAGAAACUUUAAGUUGUCAGGGACUGAAUGUGCCCUGUUUCCAACAGUUUCUGGCAGUUCUCUGCUUUUAUGGUGUAGUCAUGGUGAAACCUGAGUCAUCUGAAGAUGGUGCCAGUGCCAAAGAACUGGGGAAGGAGCUUGUUGACAAGCCAGGAUGGCAAGGAGCUGGGCUCAAGUAACUGCUGGGCACCCAGGGCCACUGUCCUAUUGGGACAGGAGAGCUGCCCCAAUCCUAAAUGUGUUUAUACAAAUUUCCCCAAACUUUACAGUUCUAAUGAAUACUUUCUGUAGCAAGAGUGUUUAGAGACGGCCCAAAAUAUAAAGCAUCUCCCCGGAAAAUUGUUUCUCACAGUUCUGAGUAGCAACACCUAGCUUUUGCAUGUGCCAGAAUUCCUUUUUUUCCUUUUCUCUCUUUCUUCCUUUUUUUUUUUUUUUUUUAAACUGAGAAACCACAACAUUUUCCUGGACAGGCAAACAAAAUAACCUUAAUUUGUGUUUUAAGUAAAAAUCGUUUCCCUCCUGUUUCAUUCACAGACAUUAAACUAUCCAGAAAGUACCUUGGUUUGGCCUCGUGUGUGUGUGUGUAUAUGCGUGUGUGUGUGCCAUUUCUCUAAAAUUAUGACUCAUAGUCUGGGGGACAAUGAUUGAUUUUUUUCCAGUUCACAUAGCUGCUCUGAAUUUCUCCUCACAAGGAUGGGCCUGUUUAUUCACUCUGGGCAUCGUUGGUAGAGCGCUAGUGUAAACAGCCCGAGGAACCCGGUGGGCUGGGGAAGCGGGCGCCCUGUGUUCUUCGCGGGGAGCAGGGAUGCUGGGGGCCAGGUGGGGCCGACCGCAUUUAGAGACCGCUUUCGGACCCCCCCUGGGUUUGCGAUGCCUGCCGGAGCAGCCAGAAGCGCCAUUGUGAUGCCGGUGGGAGGGGUGGAGCCACUAAGUCCCGUCUCAAUUUAGACUUCUCACUCCGCUUCUAGGCGCGCCCAUUUCAGAUUGCUAAACUCCAGAGUCAGGGGAAAAAAAAAAAAGCGGGGAGGAGGUGGAAAGCCACACCCCGCGGCGCCCGCGAAUUUCCCCAGGAGCCGACGGUGGCUCAGGCAGACGCGGCCGAGAUGCGGGGCCCGGGGCUCCUGACCGCCGCCCACCUCGCGUGCGUGUGGACCGUGGUACUGGCCGCGGCCCCCGGGCCUAGGUUUCUGGUGACAGCCCCAGGGGUCAUUAGGCCUGGAGGAAAUGUGACUGUUGGGGUAGAGCUUCUGGAACACAGCCCCUCCCAGGUCACUGUGAAGGCUGAGGUCAUCAAGAUGGCAGCCAACCUCACGGUCUCUGUCCUGGAAGCACAGGGAGUCUUUGAAAAAGGCUCUUUCAAGACACUUACUCUUCCAUCACUACCUCUGAACAGUGCAGAUGGGAUUUAUGAGCUACGUGUAACUGGACGUGCCCAGGAUGAGAUCUUAUUCUCUAAUAGUACGCGCUUAUCAUUUGAGACCAAGAGAAUGACUGUCUUCAUUCAAACAGACAAGUCCCUGUACAAGCCGAAGCAGGAAGUGAAGUUUCGUGUCGUUACACUCUUCUCAGAUUUUAAACCUUAUAAAACUUCUUUAAACAUUCUAAUUAAGGACCCCAAGUCCAAUUUGAUCCAACAGUGGUUGUCAGAACAAAGUGAUCUUGGCAUCGUUUCCAAAACUUUUCAAUUAUCUUCCCAUCCAAUACUUGGUGACUGGUCCAUUCAAGUUCAAGUGAAUGACCAGACAUAUUAUCAAUCAUUUCAGGUUUCAGAAUAUGUGUUACCAAAAUUUGAAGUUACUUUGCAGACACCAUUAUACUGUUCUUUGAAUUCUAAGAGCUUAAAUGGUACUGUCACAGCAAAGUAUACAUACGGGAAGCCAGUGAAAGGAGAUGUAACACUUACAUUUUUACCUUUAUCCUUUUGGGGCAGGAAGAAAAAUAUUACGAAAAAUUUUAAGAUAAAUGGAUCUGCAAACUUCUCUUUUAAUGAUGAAGAAAUGAAGAAAGUAAUGGAUUUUUCAGAAGGGUUUUCUGAAUACAUGUAUCUGUCUUCCCCUGGGCCGGUGGAAAUUUUAGCCACAGUGACAGAAUCACUUACAGGUAUCUCAAGAAAUGCAAGCUCUAAUGUAUUUUUCAAGCAACAUGAUUACAUCAUUGAGUUUUUUGAUUAUGCUACUGUCUUGAAGCCAUCUCUGAACUUUACAGCCACUGUGAAGGUAACCCGUGCUGAUGGCAAUCGACUGACUUUUGAAGAAAGAAGAAAUAAUGUAGUUAUAACAGUGACACAGAAAAACUCUUCCGAGUACUGGAGCAGAUGGGGCAGCAGGAACCAGGAACUAGAAGCUGUCCAGAUCAUAAAUUAUACUGUCCCUCAAAAUGGAAUCUUUAAAAUUGAAUUCCCAAUCCUGGAUGAUUCCAAUGAGCUACAGUUGGAGGCCUCUUUUCUUAACAGUGUGAGUAGCAUGGCAGUUCAUGGUAUGUUUAAGUCUCCCAGUAAAGCAUACAUCCAACUAAAAACGAGAGAUGAAAAUAUAAAGGUGGGAUCACCUUUUGAGUUGGUGGUUAGUGGCAACAAGCCACUAAGGAAGGAGUUAAGCUAUAUGGUAAUAUCCAGGGGACAGUUGGUGGCUGUAGGCAAGCAAAAUUCAACAGCCUUCUCUUUAACACCAGAAAAUUCUUGGGCUCCAAAAGCCUGUAUUAUUGUGUAUUAUAUUGAAGAUGAUGGAGAAAUUAUAAAUGAUGUUCUAAAAAUUCCUGUUCAGCUUGUUUUUAAAAAUAAGAUAAAGCUGUUUUGGAGUAAAACUCAUGCUGCACCAUCUGAGAAAGUCUCUCUUAGGAUCUCUGUGACACAGCCAGACUCGAUAGUUGGGGUUGUGGCUGUUGACAAAAGCGUGAAUCUGAUGAAUGCCUCUAAUGAUAUUACAAUGGAAAAUGUGGUCCAUGAGUUGGAGCUCUAUAACACAGGGUAUUAUUUAGGCAUGUUCAUGAAUUCUUUUGCAGUUUUUCAGGAAUGUGGCCUCUGGGUAUUGACAGAUGCAAACCUUAUGAAGGAUUACAUUGAUGGUGUUUAUGACAGCGUAGAACUUGCCGAGAGGUUUGUGGAGGAAAAUGAAGGAUACUUGGUAGAUUUCCAUGACUUUUCUUCGGUUAGCGAUCCACGUGUCAGAAAGCAUUUUCCAGAGACUUGGAUUUGGCUAGACACCAACAUGGGUUCCAAGAUUUACCAAGACUUUGAAGUUACCGUGCCUGAUUCUAUCACUUCUUGGGUGGCUACCGCAUUUGUGAUCUCUGAGGACUUAGGUCUUGGACUAACCAGGACUCCAGUGGAGCUACAAGCCUUCCAGCCAUUUUUCAUUUUUUUGAAUCUUCCCUACUCUGUUAUCAGAGGUGAAGAAUUUGCUUUGGAAGUAACCAUAUUCAAUUAUUUGAAAGAUGCCACUGAGGUUCAAGUAAUCAUUGAGAAAAGUGACAAAUUUGAUAUUCUAAUGGCUUUAAAUGAAAUAAAUGCGACCGGACACCAGCAGACCAUUCUGGUUCCCAGUGAGGAUGGGGCAACUGUUGUUUUCCCAGUCAAGCCAACACACCUGGGGGAAAUUCCAAUCACAGUCACAGCCAUUUCACCUGCUGCUUCUGAUGCUGUCACCCAGAGGAUUUUAGUAAAGGCUGAAGGAAUAGAAAAAUUGUAUUCACAAUCCAUCUUGUUAGACUUGGCUGUCCACAAAUUACAAACUCCCCUGAAAACUUUGAGUUUCUCAUUUCCUCCCAACACAGUGAGUGGUAGUGAAAGAGUUCAGAUCACUGCAAUUGGGGAUAUCCUUGGUUCUUCCAUCAAUGGCUUGGCCUCAUUGAUUCGGAUGCCUUAUGGCUGUGGUGAACAGAAUAUGAUAAAUUUUGCUCCAAAUAUUUAUGUUUUGGAUUACCUAACUAAAAAGAAACAACUGACAGAAAACUUAAAAGAAAAAGCCCUUUCAUUUAUGAGGCAAGGUUAUCAGAGAGAACUUCUCUAUCAGAGGGAAGAUGGCUCUUUCAGUGCUUUUGGGAAUGAUGACCCUUCUGGUAGUACUUGGUUGUCAGCUUUUGUUUUAAGAUGUUUCCUUGAAGCUGAUCCUUACAUAGAUAUUGAUGAGAAUGUGUUACACAGAACAUAUACUUGGCUCAAAGGACGUCAGAAAUCCAAUGGUGAAUUUUGGGAGCCAGGAAGAGUGAUCCAUAGUGAGCUUCAAGGUGGCAAUAAAAGUCCAGUGACACUUACAGCUUAUAUUGUGACUUCUCUCCUGGGCUAUAAAAAAUAUCAGCCUAAUAUUGAUGUACAAGAGUCUAUCAACUUUUUGGAGUCUGAAUUUAAUAGAGGAAUUUCAGACAAUUAUACUUUAGCUCUUAUAACUUAUGCACUGUCAUCUGUCGGGAGCCCUAAAGCCAAGGAAGCUUUGAAUAUGCUGACUUGGAGAGCAGAACAAGAAGGAGGCAUGCAAUUCUGGGUGUCUUCAGAGUCUAAACUUUCUGAAUCCUGGCAGCCACGCUCCCUGGAUAUUGAAAUUGCAGCCUAUGCGCUACUUUCACACUUCCUGCAAUAUCAGGUUUCUGAGGGAAUCCCGAUUAUGAGGUGGCUAAGCAGGCAAAGGAAUAGCUUGGGAGGUUUUGCAUCUACCCAGGACACCAUUGUGGCCUUGAAGGCCCUAUCUGAAUUUGCAGCUCUAAUGAACACAGAAAGUACGAACGUCCAAGUGACUGUGAUGGGGCCCAGUUCACCAAGUCCUAUAAAGUUUCAGAUUGACAGACAGAACUGCUUUCUUCUCCAGAUGGCAGAGCUUUCAGUGGUACAGCCAACUGCAGUUAAUAUUUCCGCAAGUGGUUUUGGAUUUGCGAUUUGUCAGCUUAAUGUUAUUUAUAAUGUGAAAGAUUCGGGUUCCUCCAGAAGACGAAGAUCUGUUCAAGACCAAGAAGCCUUUGAUUUAGAUGUUGCUGUCAGAGACAAUAAGGAUGAUAUAAAUCACUUGAAUUUGAAUGUGUGUACAAGGUUUUUGGGCCCAGCUAGAAGUGGCAUGGCCCUUAUGGAAGUGAACCUGCUCAGUGGUUUUACCGUGCCUUCAGAUGCAAUUCCUCUGAGUGAGACGGUGAAGAAAGUGGAACACGAUCAUGGAAAACUCAACCUAUAUUUAGAUUCUGUAAAUGAAACCCAGUUUUGUGUUGAUAUUCCUGCUGUGAGAAACUUUAAAGUUUCAAAUACACAAGAUGCUUUGGUGUCCAUAGUGGAUUACUAUGAACCAAGGAGACGAGCGGUGAGGAGUUACAACUCCGAAGCGAAGCUGUCUUCCUGUGACCUCUGUGGGGACAUUCGCGGAUGCGGUCCUUGUGAGAGCGGAGCUGCGGCCUCCCUUUGUCGCCCUUCAGAAAUGUUUGUGCUCUGUCUCACGCUUCUGUUUUCUUUGCACCAGUGGCUGUGAUUUGUUCUUUAAGGACUCCAUGUAACAUUGACAUUUCCAAUCACAUGAUUGUCUUGUUUUCGUGAUCAAGUAUUACUUCUGACUAUUUUUGAAAAAUAAUUUUUUAUUUUUAUGGGGUUGGGAGGGGAUGGUGCACAGUAGGUCCUAGUAUGUAUAGCUGCACAGACGUCUUCAUUUGACUUCUGUGUAGAACAAAAAAUCAGAGUUAUUGCAGUUGUAUGUCUUUAUUUCCCCCUCUUAAAAGUAGUUAAGGAGUUUUUCAUGGAGGUGUUGUCUUCUCCAGAAUAAAUGUGUUAUUUUAGAUUAUUCUUUUUAUUUUCUAGAGGAAAUGCUAGGUUCUUAAGCAUUAUUGUACACCAGUGUUGGCUUUUGCAUUAAAGACAGAUGUCUGGGAAC